Molecule: messenger RNA, 3589 nt
Organism: Acanthaster planci (crown-of-thorns starfish)
Lineage: Eukaryota; Metazoa; Echinodermata; Asteroidea; Valvatida; Acanthasteridae
Gene: cox10
Product: cytochrome c oxidase assembly factor heme A:farnesyltransferase COX10
Biological process (GO): heme A biosynthetic process
Cellular component (GO): mitochondrion; membrane
Molecular function (GO): protoheme IX farnesyltransferase activity
Source: RefSeq, a predicted model, not a curated record
UAGCUGAAAACCUUCACCACGCGACCGAAGUUUCCCGUAGUCCGAUAGUAGGCCUACCGGCAAUUUGUGGAACUGACAAAAUGUGAAUUAUGCUGCCCGUAUCAUAGUUCGGGAAUUGGUAACCAAACAAGAGCAAGAGAUAUGCAUCAGUUAACACUGAAGAUCCUUCCUCGGUACUCUGGCCUGUUGAGCUGUCUCCUACAGGUCCAGACAAAGCGAUCUCUCCAUCUUUGUGCUGCAGUCACGCAGCGCAUUGGGAAGAAGAAUCGGGCUAAACAGGUAACAAGUAAAUAUGUAUCUUCAGCCAUCAAGCCUUAUCCCGUUCCAAGCAGCAAAGCUGACAUGCAGCCAACGAUGCCCAAUCCAACACACCCUUACCAGAUGCAUUCUGCGGAACUGGCAGCCUCCCCCGACCCUUCGGCAACCAUCCAGGAUCUCAACCGGAGGGUGGAGACGGCCAUCCAGAGCACCCUGGACCAGGUCACCCCCUGCCCCAUUGAGCCCAAAGACGGGAACAAGGCGGAAGGGGAAGGGGAGGUGGCUGAGCCCAGCCAGGGCCAGUGGAGGGAACAGAGGGUUGCAUUGGGUCAGCUCCCAUCCUUGUAUCUGCAGCUAUCAAAGAGCAGACUUACAGGAUUAGUGGUCAUCUCGGCAUUGGCAGGCUACGGUAUGGCUCCAGGUGUGUUUGAGUUGUCGACAUGUGCUCUCACAGCAUUGGGAACCUUCCUGACGUCGUCCUCAGCAAACACCAUCAAUCAGUACUUUGAGGUUCCAUAUGAUUCGCAGAUGGCUAGAACAAGAAACAGGGUUCUUGUUAAAGGGUUGUUGAGUCCUCUCCAUGCCGUCAGCUUUGCCGCAGUGGUCGGCUCAGCAGGAGUAGGCACCCUGGCCUUGACUGUCAAUCCCCUAGCAGCAGCCAUAGCCGCUAGCACCUGGGCUCUGUAUGUGGCAGUCUACACGCCCAUGAAGCGGCUAAGCAUCGUCAAUACCUGGGUCGGGGCUGUAGUGGGUGCGCUACCACCUGUGAUUGGAUGGGCAGCCUGUACUGGGGGGCUGGAGCCAGGUGCACUCUUGAUGGCCGGCUUCCUGUACUGCUGGCAGUUCCCCCACUUCAACGCCCUGAGCUGGAACCUGCGUAGUGACUACUCGCGUGGUGGGUACCGCAUGAUGGCCACCACCAACCCUGCCCUCUGCCGGCGGGUGGCCCUGCGCCACUGCGUGGCCACACUGGGCCUGAGCAGCGGUCUGGCCCCGCUGCUGGGCCUGACCACCUGGACCUUCGCCCUGGACUCCCUGCCCCUCAACCUCUGGCUGGUCUACCUGGGCUGGCGGUUCCACCGGCGGGCCGACAGCAAGUCGGCCAAGCAGCUCUUCAAGUUCACCCUGCUGCACCUGCCUCUCCUGAUGCUGUUGCUCCUGAUUAGUAAGAAGAGCCUGCACCCCGAGCAGGCCGUCAAAGUGGCCCCUGGAACAUUAUGAUGGUGCUGUUCAAGCUAGGUUAAAUAGCAAUCCAUUACCUGUAUAUUUUAGAGAAGUGCAAUGCCAUGGAUAUUAUUUUACACAAAGUCCAAAGGCCUUUCUUCACUUUCACCUGUGUGUAGACAGCGACCAUGCACACAGGAACAGUGAUAGAAAGAGGGGUGCAAGAGACCUGUGAAUGCCAUUGCUAUCAAGUGUCUGGUACCCGCACAAAGACACUAAUGAUUUGUGCACAUUCAGAUGAAAAUGAGUUCUGCAUUCCUGGUGCCAAGUGCAGAAAAUCAGUGUGCUCAGGUGACGUGCUCGUAAUAGAAGCUCAUAUUUGCAUUCACUAAGAUGCAUUUCUGGUGUCUCGACUUCAUGUGGAAUGGAGAAAGCAUGCAUUGUGAAAGUGUGGUUUAUUGUAGCAUUUGCAUUUGUCAUGCUUUCAGUGUGUCUCAGGUGCUUCCCAAUGCAAGUAUUCAAGUGGCUUUUCUGACCUCUGCACUCUCUGCUUAGCAUGCUGUCCAAGUCUUAUGGACCGGUGUGAUCUUUGAAUGAAAUAACAGGAGUUGGCAAAUAGAUGUUUGUGAGAUUUUCACCUAGUAGAAUUGACCCUUUGUCAACAGCAGUAUUCUGAACUGAAUGAUUUCGUACUGGGAUCAUUACCGAUGAAUCUCGUGAAAAUGCUGAAUUAUGUGCAGCUUUACCACCUAAACACACUUGCUCCAAACCUCCCCGAAUCCAGAGUAAUUCAACUCUGCGGUGUUCCCUUCCUGUGACGUGUUGACACAGUCUGGCAGUAUGUACACAAAGGGAUGACUGACUGGUUUGGAACAAGUGCCCUGAGUCACUGCUGGUGUACCUGUACACAUCACUGUUUGUUUUGAACAGACACAUAAAGGCUGACUUGUCUGUGGAGUGCAGAGGUGGUUUGUAUGUUGAAUUUGGGCAAUGUACAAGGCCUGCUUUAUAGCAGGUAUCACUCCGUCCAUCACAUUACCCUGGAGUGUUGCAAAAAUAUGAGGUUGGAGAGAGAAACAUCGUACAAAUCUUGUUCAAAUAAUGCCAGCAAUUUAGCGUUUGUGGAAUUUGGCUGCAUACCAAAAGUUGGCUGCCGUGCUCUGUUAUGAAAGCUGAACUUUUUAGCCAAAAUGAUAAAAUCCGGAAGCAGUUAAGAUGGAAGUAACAACAUGGAUACAUUACAAGUGCAUGCACUUGGCUGAGUUGAGUCUCUAAUAGUUGAAAGUUGUCUUACCUUCUUUCAUUUCUGGCAACUGCUGUUGACGAAGUUUGCAGUAGCACCAUGUGGAACUUUAUUUAGAAGUGCAUGGGAUUCUGAGAAGAACCGGCGCGCUGGACAUUUCAGGCAGUGUUCUCUGUCCGUCACGAGCAGAUGCAAAAUGCAUGCAGUCUGAAAUGUUGAGUUCCCAUACACCGAUUCUUAGCUACCCAGGCUUGGUCUCCCUGCCACAUCCACCUUGCAGACCUUCAAAACCCAUUAUGCGGACGCUGUGGACUAGGAGUCUUGCUGGCAUUUCACACGCGCCAAGAGUGUGAACUGGGUUGAAUGAGGAUGUACUUCAAAAGUUGGGUUUUUAAACUGUGUGUAAAUAUGUAAGGUAUCGGCAUGGAUUGUACAGGAAGGCUUGUGUUUAGUCUUGUUACUUCUGCAGUUCUCUGCGGGCAUUUGUUGGACACGUACAUUGUAAUGAUUUUAUCAAGUAUUUUCUGGGUAUGAUGUCGUUGACAUUUAAGAACUUAUCCUUUCUACUUAUUUAUUUAUGACUUUUGGUCUUAAAUACCGAUCCCGACGUAAUGUGAACCUUUGGUAUUUUAUGCAAGGAGGGUCCUUUUUCCCUGAAGAGCGAAAGAUUCAGUGCGUGUUCACAAAGGGAAAGCAUUGGUCACCGGCAUGUAAGCAUGAUUUGUUAAUUCCUGAGGUGAGCCCUCUGCAACUCGGUUCUUCUCGACCCUGGGGACAUGUGUCAAGUAUGAAAAGAUGAAGCAAAAUGUUUUCACAUUGAAAGCACUGCAUCUUGGACCUUUUAUGCAAGAUUGGUCACUGAGAAGCUUUGAUUUAGACAUAAAUGCAACAAGAAAGCACCUUCUUUAUAAUUUAAAGGAGAGA